AUGGCGCACCAAACGACCGAAAAUGUAACGGGCUCAUGGAACCCGGCAUCAUGGCCUGAGGACAGUAAGAAUACAGCUACGAUGACUUCGACCGAGGGAGGUUUAUCAGAUCUCAUUGCGGCGGACGACUCGAAAGACAACUCACUGGCCGACGUGAUCUCCCCUCAAAGCGAUGAUUUCUCCGCGUGGGAUAUUUCAGAUGAAGUCGACGUGACUCCCGCUCAAUACACGAAUAUGGACGAGCUAGUGAAUAACGCAUCACCUGCUGUGGAUGAGGCACCGUCUUUGAAUGCUGUCACAGUGGAUAAGGGCGCUGAGAUUUCAAGUGGAACAACCGGAUCAGCCCCCACUACGCCAUCCUUUAAUGACACUUCAGACGCCGUCACAAAGCUGGCACCAUCGGAGACACAUGCUGCAGAGCCCGAGCCGGUCCAGACAGAAUCACCUUCAACCGAAGUCGAACGUGAGACCACCGAGAAUCUCUCCGCUGGCCAAGAGCAGCUUCUGUCUCCUGUCCCACAGGUCUCGGAUCCCAUCAUACCCACUCUUGCGGCCAAGCAAGAAGCUGCCCGGGACUUGACUUUUGUUAGAGAGAUUGCGCCUUCCACGGAUGAGCAAACGGCUGCACCCGAAGCCGAAGCCGUGCUGGAAAGUUCUCAGGCCAGUAAUAACCAGCAACAAAGUCCUAUAAAAGAGUUUUUCCCCCAAACCGAUGAAGCCGAUACCGACCCCGAAGAUCCCUGGGCCACAUUUGAACAACACUUGAGCAAGUCUUUACCAUCUACCAACGAGGCCCCGCCAUGCGAAAAUCAGACUACGAUUUCUGAACCAGACUCGAGCUUAAGCGAACCUCAGAAUACUGUAGAGUCGAACUUUGUUGAAGAAGCUGCACCAGCGGCGGCGGAAGAACCUGUGCCUACCAAUGCUCCCUUCGGCCAUGAAAGCAACCGUGUCCUUCCAUUCGCAGAGGAGACCAAUGUGCCAAUGGAAAACGGCACUGAGUCGACUUCUGUUGCACAAGAAUUUCCUGUGACCAAUGAAACCCCUUCCGAUCCACCGGCUGCGCAACAGCCCGCGAACAAUCACAAUGAUCUUCCUUGGGCCAAUGGGGCGAACGGUGGUGUUGACUCGGAUGAGGAUGACUUCUAUAAUCAACUCCGAAGUCAGACAAAACCGAUUUUUGCACCGCCAGAGGCAGAAUCCAGGUUCGAGGAAGGAGUUCCUCUGUUGGACGAGUCCACACCUGCUUCACCUGAACAGCCAGUGGAAGUAAAGAGCUCUAUUGAUCACAUUUUCGCCAAUGAUGAGGACACCGCGGAUGACUUUUUCGGCUCUGGGGAGAGAACGGAGGAUAGCAAGGAAGGAGAUGAUUUCUUCUCGAAGCAGCACACCGAAGAAGAGACUCACGCCCACCUUACCCGAAAGAGCACAACACAGGUGUUGGAGUCUGCUGGAUUCAGCCUUGACUCUCCAGUGAGUGACGCAUCGGCAGCAGCGCAGUUCGAUGACCUCCUCAAGGGGGUGACAUCUGAACCACAACCAUCGGUUGAGCAACAGCCAGCAACCGAGCCCCAAGUCGCGACCGAGCCUUCGGAAGAGGAGCUUGCAGCAAGAUGGGAAGCCGAAUUAGGCGAUUCACCAGAUGAUGAUCUGGCAGCUCGUUGGGAGGCGGCAUUGGAUGACGACGAUAUCUUGCUGGAUACCGAAUCCACUCAACCAGUCCCUCCUCAAGUCCCCGUUCAGCAAACUCCCGUUCAGUCUGCCACCAGUGUGCUGUCGACAGGUUUGAACAGCCCCUUCCAAACCCCUCAGCCCUAUUUGCAGUCAAGACCAGCCACGGACGUACAUACGCCCCACCAGCCAUCGACUUCGGAUCUACUAGGCGGGCUGCCUAUACCAGGAACCGCCCCGCCAUCAACCGCUGCCAUGCCAUCAUACUUCCCCCAAAACCCACCGAAUCCAGUGGUAACCAGAGGAGAGAGCUUUGCGGAACAGUCAAAACAGGGUUACAAAUCUCCUUACGAUCUCCCAGAUGAUUUAUCCAGGCCACGAAAGCCAUUGGUUACCCGUAAGACUGGUCCACCAGUGACCAGUAUGCCCCCUCCUCCUCCCCCAGGAGGUUCUGGCAUGCCACCUCCUGCAACUGGAUUUAUUCCGGCGGCUCGUGCUGCGGCGGCUACGGCCCCUCCACCUGCGCCCAAGAAUUUCUACGAAGAGCUUCCUAUGCCACCGCCGAGAUCAAGACCUGCUAGCUCAGGUCGUUAUACUCCUAAUCCGCAGGCGGCCCCCGCCCCGACUGCAAUGGCACCCCCCAUGCCACCAGUCCCUCAGAACCCAUACGCAGCCGGGGGAAUAUCCGCUCUUCCUCCAGCUCAUAAUCCAUAUGCAAAUGUGGGGUCAGCCAUCCCUCCUCCGCAGAGCCAAUACCCACCCGCAGGAGCAUCUAUUCCUCACCCGGCCCUAGCACCAUAUGCCUCUGUUGCACCGGCAACGACGCAGCCAAUUGGGCUCCCAGUUUCAUCUGCGCUUCAACCCCCCGAACAGUUGGAUCCGUAUGCUAGCUUGGCAUCGAGUGCACCGGCUGGUCCUCCUGCUAUCUCAAGGUAUUCUCCUCAGCCGCUUGGCUCGCAGCUGACGUCAAAGCCCCCUUCGCUGCCAAGAUAUUCUCCUGCGCCGCCUCCCAGUGCCGGGGAACGCCCCAGGUAUCCUUCGCAGCCAUUGAAUGUCCCCGGUCAGAGCUUGCCCUUCCAACCACGUACAUCGAGCCCCCUCGCAUAUCACGAGAAAGUCUCUUACCAGCCCGAUAAUUCACAAAAACCACCAACGCUCGAGCCUGCGAUCAACCUCUCUCCACCAGGCAAGCAGGGAUCCGGCUUCGAGACCAUGGCCAAACCCUAUGCCCCACAGCAUCAUAAUGCCGCUGUCAACAUUGCGCGGAGAGAGAGUGCGAGCUCACCCGUUCAAGCAUCCCCACCCCAUGGACGAUAUGCUCCACAGGAUUACAUCAAUGACUUUGCCCAGCGUCUUGCGCCAACUUCCAACUAUCCUGCCAUGGGUCCUCUUCGCAGGUCUCAAACGCAAUCACCUGGUCGGGACAUGACUAGCCCGCGCUCAUCUGGCCAAACCAUCAAUACACUCCAAAGACCAGCUUCGGUGCAUGUUUCGGGAUCUCCAACAAAGACAGUGAAUUCAUACGCGCCUGUGCAGCUUCCUCCGCAAAAUCGGGCUGUCACCCAGCACCUGGAGUUCAUUGCACCCAGGGAUGGACAGGAACAGGAUCCCUUAGAACGUUGGAAGGGUGCCCCGAUCUUCAAGUUUGGGUUUGGUGGAUCUAUGGUAUCUUGUUUCCCACGACACAUUCCCCGAUACUCAGCCGGUCAAGUGGCGCCAAUGAUCAAACCCACUCCCGGUGAAACAAAGAUCUCCAAGCUGAACGAAUGGCUGCCGUCCAUUGAUACUAUUGCACAGCACCCCGGCCCUCUGAAGACAAAAUCCAAGAAGAAGGAUUUGGUUGCGUGGCUCUCUAGCAGGAUUGCUGCCUUUGAGAAUGUCGGCGUUCCAAGCUUCGACCAAGUUCAAUCGGAUAUGCACAAGCGCCACGACGAGAAGACGCUUCUUUGGAAGGUUGUUAAAGUGUUGGUAGAAAACGAUGGCAAACUGGAAACUUCCCCGGAAAUUCAAAAGUCUCUGCGCCAGGCUAUCUUUCCCAACCUGCCUACUCCCGAUGCGGAUGGAUCAUAUGGCAGUAAUGCGGCAUUCAGUGGAGUAGAUUCUUCGGGUGUGGAUUUGCAGUCCGAUGCAAUUGACGCCCGAUGGCUUGAGGAACUUCAGCUCCACUUGAUCUCUGGCGAUCGCGAGAAAGCUGUUUGGGGUGCCGUCGAUCGUCGUCUAUGGGGACAUGCGAUGCUCAUCGCCUCCACCAUGGACAAGUCCAUCGGGAAACAGGUCACUCAGGAGUUCGUUCGCCGUGAAGUUCGAUCCAGAAGCGAGAACUCCGCCUCACUUGCAGCGCUUUACGAGAUCUUCGGUGGUAACGUUGAAGAAAGCAUCGAUGAGUUGGUACCCCCGUCUGCACGGGCAGGUUUGCAGUUGAUCAGCAAGGCCGAUGGCCAGGGCGCUACUAGAAAUGCCCUUGAAGGAUUAGAUAAGUGGAGAGACACACUGGGACUGGUGUUGAGCAAUCGUAGUCCCGAGGACCACCAAGCGCUCCUUGCGCUUGGGCAACUACUCGCAUCUUACGGACGCACAGAGGCUGCGCAUAUUUGCUACAUCUUCUCGCGCUCUGCCGUGUUCGGUGGCCCUGAUGACCCGCAGGUCAAUAUAGUUCUGCUUGGUGCUGACCACCAGCGCUCGCCUUCUUCUUUGUUAGAUGAAGAUGCUAUCAUGCUGACCGAGGCGUACGAGUAUGCUACAUCUGUUCUUGGCAACUCAACCACUGCCAAUCUGCCCCAUCUGCUGUCAUUCAAGAUACUGAAUGCUAGGUGCCUCGUUGACCGAGGGCGUAACACAGAGGCGCAAGCCUACUGCGAUGCUGUUGCGUCGGCUCUGAAAGCAACCACUCGUCCCUCGUCAUACUACCACCAGCACCUCUUUGCGGAAGUUGAGGAGCUCUGUGCACGCCUCCGCCAAACAACAACGGAAAGCGGCUCUUGGAUCUCUCGACCGAGCAUGGAGAAGGUGUCAGGCUCCAUGUGGGCUCGCUUCAACAACUUCGUGGCAGGAGACGACAGCGACGCUGCAUCGACUGGAUCCGGCAAAGGUGAGCAAGGAGACAUCGGUCCCUUCGCAAACGUCGCCGGAACCCCUACGAUCAGCCGCUCGCCGUCAGUGUCUGAUAUUUACGGAUCCUAUCCUGGCCCCGGAGCCGGAGUACAGCCUAUUCCCGCAGGCGGCGCCUCAAAGUAUCACCCGUCGAGCCAGUAUGCACCCAACGCUUCGCCCGAGCAAUUCAAGGGCAGAUCCUCGAUGGAUUCUCAGCGAUCAAACCCAUACUUCCCGCCCACUGGACGUCGCAGCUCACAAGAAUUUUCCCCCUCGCUUGAUGGUCAGAUGUCAUACGGCGGACCUAUAUAUGGAUCUCCAAAUGCUUCUGCGGCCGGAUACCAACAAACUCCGCCAUCUUCUUCUUAUAUUCCUCUCGCUCCGGUGGAAGAAGCUUUGUCGCCCGCUGCCGAGGCUCCUGUAGCCCCACAGUCUGCGCUUAAUGGUCUCUUCUAUCAGCCAACAGGACAGACUGCUGCAUCCACCGAGUCUCCUUACUACCAAGGACCUCCCGGCAUGCCUGCUGGGGUGGACGCCUCAAACUCACCUUACGCGCCUCCCGCUGCGAACUCGUCUUAUGAGCCGGUCGGUACCAACAUGUAUGAGCCGGUCGCCACUAGCUCUUACGAGCCGGCCGGGGGCAGUUCCUCUUACGAUCCAUAUGGCGCUGGCUCAAACAUGGACGAUGAUCCUCAAGAACAAAAUGAGAAACCAAAGAAGAAGUCGUUCAUGGACGAUGACGACGACGAUGACCUUGCUGCCCGAGCUGCUGCUGUGCAGAAGGCAGAGAAUGACCGUCUGGCCAAGGAGGCGUUUGCCAAGGCCGCUGAAGAAGAUGCUAAGAAAGAUGCUCAGCCUGGCAAGAAGGGCUGGUUUGGUGGCUGGUUUGGUGGAGCCAAGAAGGAAGACAACCACUCCGGUGGCGGUCCCAUCAAAGCCAAGCUCGGCGAGGAGAGUUCAUUUUAUUUCGACAAGGAUUUGAAGAAAUGGGUCAACAAGAAAGACCCAAACAGUGCCACACCUGUCCGCGCCACCCCACCUCCGCCCCGAGUAUCUGCCCCUCCCAGUCGCACCACGAGCUCAGGCAGCAUGCCACCAAAUGGAGUGCCUCCGGUCCCUCAACUGCCGGCGAUGUCCGCUUUUGGCAGCAGACCCCCCUCUUCAUCUAGCGCCGCGCCUCUUUCGUCAAGCCCGGGUAUCUCAGGGCUAGCAGUGCCCCCUCUCCCUAGGUCCGUUUCUACCAGUGCGGCUAUGCCAACACCACCGGGUAGCUCCAGCGGACCGCCGCCCCGUCCCUCGUCGUCGUUGACUCACGCCAGCUCGAUUGAUGACUUGAUUGGUGCGCCUACGGCCCGCAAGGGUAACACCAUCCGCGGCAAGAAGAAGGGCCGUUACGUUGACGUGAUGGGCCAAUAA
Messenger RNA from Penicillium soppii, 6177 nucleotides. RefSeq names its product COPII coat assembly protein SEC16 (gene sec16). Gene Ontology annotation, cellular component: endoplasmic reticulum exit site; ER to Golgi transport vesicle membrane. Gene Ontology annotation, biological process: COPII vesicle coat assembly; autophagy; Golgi organization. Bases 1 to 6177 code for a protein of 2058 amino acids. The transcript is spliced from 3 exons. The record is from RefSeq and is a predicted model, not a curated record. Lineage: Eukaryota; Fungi; Ascomycota; Eurotiomycetes; Eurotiales; Aspergillaceae.